UGAACGGCGGCUAAAGGCCAAUCCUGUAAUGGAAAAGGAGUAUAAAAGGUUCAUGGUAGAAUACGAGCAGUUGGGACACAUGGUGAAACUCACCGAACCUGUCGACGAUAGUGAGCCGCACUGCUACAUCCCUCAUCAUGCCGUGAUUAAGGAGUCGAGUUCUUCAACCAAGGUUCGUGUGUUAUCAUACACGGCCAGAAUCUUCGAUCCUCUUGGUCUGUUGGGACCAACGGUGAUACUCGCCAAGAUGUUCCUGCAACGCCUAUGGGGAUUGAAGCACGAGGGGAAGACGCUGGACUGGAAUCGUCCGCUACCAGCGGAGAUUCAGGAAGAGUGGAGGAGGUUCCACUCAACGCUCUAUGUGUUACGCGAACUGCGAGUACCUCGAUUGGUGGCACAUAGCAAUCCGGAAAGGCUGCAGCUGCAUCUCUUCGCGGAUGCAUCUCAAGGAGCCUAUGGAGCAUGUUGUUACGUACGCUCGGAUUCGACACGGGGCUCUACGGUUAGAUUGCUAGCGGCUAAGUCCAAGGUGGUGUCCCUCUCAAACACACAUUCCAUCGCCAGAUUAGAACUGUGUGCAGCACGGCUAGCAGUACACCUGUUCCAGAAGGUGAUUCGAGCACUCAACGUUUCAUCGUCGACGGUUAUCUGUUGGACAGAUUCCAUGACCGUCAUGCAUUGGCUCAAAUCAUCACCUCGUCGAUGGAAGCCGUUCGUCGCCAACAGGGUGGCGCAAAUACAAGAGGAGACCCGAAUUUCAUGCUGGCGUCAUGUUCCUGGUAGCGAUAACCCGGCGGAUGAUAUAUCGCGCGGGUUGAGGCCCGAAGAGUUACUGCAGUGCGAGCGAUGGUGGCAGGGGCCACGUUGGUUGUCCUACGGACAGGAAGAGUGGCCGGUGGAACCAGUACUCGCGAAAGAGAACGAGACGGACAUCGAGGAGCGGUUAGCGGUGUCCAAAAUAGUCAUCACCUCUACGACGUGUGACUUUAGCAACACACUUUUCGCACGUUAUUCCUCGUACGGCAAGUUGCGAAGGGUUGUUGCUUAUUGCUUGCGAAUCCUCUCCAACCUCAGGGCGAGCAAGUCAACGUCGAUCAACAGCGUCAAGCGGAAUACGGACAUGAAGACGCUAUUGAGUUCCGUUCCACCGCUUACAGCGGCGGAGUUGCAGGAUGCGGAACUGAGGUUGUGUCAACGGGCACAACAUGAUUCGUUUGCGGAGGAGAUGGACGACCUGAAACGAGGAAAGCUGGUGAGCGGAAGGUCGAGACUAAAGUGGUUGUCUCCAUACCUCGACCCAAAGGGUGUGUUACGCGUCGGUGGCCGGCUUGGUAACGCCAACAUACCAGAGUCAACCAAACAUCCGAUUGUCCUCGCUGCAUCACAUCGGCUGUCGACACUACUGGUCGAGAACACUCAUCAUCAAAAGAUGCACGCGGGGCCACAAUUCAUGUUAGCAACAAUCCGGCAGAAGUUUUGGUUGAUUGGGGGCCGAAACUUAGCAAAGAGCGUGUACCAUCGAUGCCACACAUGCUUUCGGAACAAGCCAACGCUGGUGAAACAGGCGGUAGCUGAUUUGCCUAAGUCACGAGUGACACCAACGCGACCGUUUGCCGUCAGCGGCGUCGACUACUGUGGGCCGUUUUUGUUAAAGUCGACCGUCCGCAACCGAAGCCCAACGAAGGCAUACAUCGCGAUAUUCGUAUGUUUCGCGACAAGGGCAGUCCAUAUCGAGCUGGUGAGUGAUCUCACAUCGACUGCUUUCCUAUCAGCACUACGUCGCUUUGUCGCGAGACGUGGUAAAGUAGCCGAAUUGCAUUCGGACAAUGCAACGACGUUCAAGGGCGCGGCACACGAGUUGCAUCGCAUCUAUAGGAUGCUGAAAAUCGAUGAGGGUGAUAGGAGAGCGAUCUUUGAUUGGUGCGCAGAGAACGAACUGGUAUGGAAGUUUAUCCCCCCGCGUGCGCCUCAUUUUGGAGGACUUUGGGAAGCGGCAGUUAAGUCCGCUAAAAGGCAUCUGUUAAAGACGAUAGGAGUUAGAAGUGUGACGCAAGAAAAUAUGCUUACCCUUCUGGCACAAGUUGAGCUUUGUUUAAAUUCGCGUCCAUUGAUACCAAUAUCAGAUGAGCCAACAGAUUUGGAAGCACUAACCCCGGGCCAUUUCUUGAUAGGGAGUAGCAUGCAGGCGGUACCACAAGUAGAUCUUAGCAAGAUUUCUCCGAACCGUUUGAAGGAGUACCAAUUAGUGCAAAGGCAGAUGCAAGAGAUUUGGGCACGGUGGUACCCAGAAUAUCUACAGCAGCUACAGGCCAGGGCAAAGCACGCGAACAAUACACCGGUGAAGCUAGAAGUGAACCAAUUAGUGAUCGUGAAAGAAGACAAUACCCCACCUGCAGUUUGGCCAAAAGGGCGAAUAACAGCUUUGCACCCAGGAAAGGACGGUGUAGUGAGAGUAGUAACUUUACGAGUGGGCACAGGAAAAGAAAUUGUUCGAGCCGUCAGCAGAAUCGCGUUACUACCCAAUCCAAUCGAACAGAGAGGUUAGAGCGGAAGAAGGAUACACGUGGGAAAUAG
Anopheles stephensi (Asian malaria mosquito) is the source of this 2574-nucleotide messenger RNA. RefSeq lists its product as uncharacterized. Gene Ontology annotation, biological process: DNA integration. Gene Ontology annotation, molecular function: nucleic acid binding. Lineage: Eukaryota; Metazoa; Arthropoda; Insecta; Diptera; Culicidae. The transcript has 2 exons. The record is from RefSeq and is a predicted model, not a curated record. The coding region runs from base 29 to 2545 and encodes 838 amino acids.